Molecule: messenger RNA, 2485 nt
Organism: Oncorhynchus kisutch (coho salmon)
Lineage: Eukaryota; Metazoa; Chordata; Actinopteri; Salmoniformes; Salmonidae
Exons: 5
Coding region: 488-1093 (201 amino acids)
Source: RefSeq, a predicted model, not a curated record
CUGCAUUGCUUGCUGUUUGGGGUUUUAGGCUGGGUUUCUGUACAGCACUUUGAGAUAUCAGCUGAUGUACGAAGGGCUAUAUAAAUAAAUUUGAUCUGAUUUGGAUGGUGGAGUGUGUACUCCACCUGUGGAUUUCUAUUCCAAGAGAAGAGGUCACUUAAGCGUACCUAAUUAGUAAAGAAAUUACCGUUGUGAUAGCGUGAUGUGACUAUUUUAUGCAGAAAUAGUUUGGCGAUUGGUCACAUUUGUAAGCCCUCACAUAAUAUGCAGGGAAUUGUUGAUUUUGCAAAAAACUAUGCGAUGACAGAGUACUGGAGUAAACUCCCAGUAAUCCCUGUGACUGCGUGUAGGUUAAGAUUGGGUUGUAUCAGUGUGAGACAUUCCUACCUGUCAGCUAGUAAUUGUUCUGUCUGGUGACAUGAUCAGAGUGGCCUGACUUCUUCCACUUAUUACAGAUGUCCGACUUAGAUAUGUUGAGCAUCCUGCUAUGAUGUCCAUUACCAAGCCGGAACACUCCGAGGCCAACCCUCAGUGCCAGACUGGCAGCCGGCCGGUGGCUGAGCCCGAGACCACUGCUGUUCACAAUAACAGUGGAGGCUGGCUCAGCUGGGUCUUUGGGAGUGGAAGAGUUAAUAAGGAGGAGGUUCAUCUACCUGAGGACAAAGACAGAUCUAUUGUCUGGGAUCCAACUCUGCACAGAUGGGUUAACAAAACUGAGCCCAAGGCUGAGAACAAGUGUGUACAACCACCUCCACGAAUGGGGACAUAUGGAUAUCAGGAGAACACUGGCAGUGUCCCCAAAAGAGUGAAUCCUUACUCUAUGAAACAGGUCUAUGGGGCAGCAGAUACCCUACAAUGCAUUACAAUGAUGAGACCAACUCAAAGCCUCAAAGCCUUGGGCCUGGACUGCUUCCUAGACAGCUCUCUGGCUUGCUCCCUCCUUCACACUUUGACCUCAUGGCACCAAUGGUUGUACCACCUGACACUCUACCCUACUGAGGUAACCUGCUGUUCCUGGCUGUGGUCAGCCAUUUUGGGGCGAAGCUGCACCGGCCCAGGCUCAUUGCUAUGGGCUGUUUCCUCAUGGCUGUAGGAUCCUUCCUCACAGGCCUGCCGCACUUCUUCAUGGGACGGUAAAAACAACUGAAAUACUGGUUAAACUUGUACUUGUAGAGAUACUCCAAUGCGGAGGAUAGUUUCACUUUAGAAAUAAAGAAAUGUAUCCAGUUGUUGAUUAAUCUCAGUUAACUUCGAACUAAAGUCUUGCGUAAUUGGUCAGCUGCUUGAUUAUGUUUUGGGGCCAUACAUGUUAUGAGAAGGGAUUAAGAGAUGCUAUAACUGUGACGUGGUAAGGUUGGACCCAGGUGCAGAGAAGAGACCAGAAGUUGAAGCAGUGGUUCCAACCAGGGUCUCCACCCCUCAAGGGCCCACUUAACUGCCAAGAGCUCCCGAUUACCUAUAUUGUAGUUGCAUUCCGCUGGCGAGAACCAUUUAGAGAGAAAGGAGCAUGGGUGCAGUUCCUUGUCCUCCUCUUUCCACUGUGAAAGUACCGCACCAGCUCCGGUGUCCGAGGCGUCCACCUCUACCACAAAGGGACGAGUAGGAUCAGGAUGAAGGAGGAUGGGUCCGGAGGUGAAACGUCCCUUGAGCUCUAUGAAUGCCCUGUCAGUCUCGGGAUUCCUGCAAAAACCUGCUUGAGUGAGGUGGGACAGGGCCGUAUGUGUUCCGGGAAGGAACUUGCUUGAAAGGCAUAAGUUAUUUUCAACCAUUAACUGGGGCCUUGUUGAGGCCUUAUCUAAGUAAGUAAUGGCUGAUUGACAAUAAAGUAUUAUUUUGAUGUAUGGAAAAUAUAUGGUAUGCAAUUCCUAUGUAGAGAAGGUUCUCUCUGGUAGUUGUUCAAUAUGACUUCAACUUUUACAGGGUACUCUUGUAAAAUAAAUGUUUAAUCUCAGUGUGACUCUUAAACCCUGUUUAAAUAAAAGUUUAAUAAAAAAAAACAUCAACACAAACACAGGAUAUGGGCUACACAUGGUAUCACAUCCUGACAUACUUGGCCCUACUGCACCUGCAUUCCAGCACCAUUACAGCAUCUGGAAUUGACUCAACAUGUUUGAGGUGGGGGAUCAAUACAUGUGCUGGAAGAGGUGUCUGCCAAAUGUAUGAUUCUGAUAUGUACAGGUAAGUUCAUUGUGUGUGGGGGGCAUCCAUGUUUGUGUCCGUACUCUGAAGUGCGUUUGAAUAUGAAUGAGCAGCAGUGUUGUGAUACUUAAUGAUCAUUUUUCAAUAUCUUCAACCCUCAAGAACCAGGGUGAGUCUGGGUCACCCUUUUACUGGGCAAACACAACUUGUAUAUCAUCAUAGACAGGGCCGAAACGUUAAUCUUUUAACCUUGCUUGAAUAAAACAAUGCAUUUUUUAUAGUGAGCAGGAGUUGGGCUUUUUCCUUUUCUAUGAUGAUUCAAAUUUUUGGUUGCACCUCAACUCAA